UCUGGGGGCCGCAGUGACCGCGCCGCUCCUGCUGGGGGCUGCCCACGCCAAGCACCUGCCUCUGUCGUCUCCUCUUCCGCCGCCCAGUUUCCCUGGAAGAACACCCCCAAGAUGGCAGAGGAGAAGAGCGGUGCCCGGGACUGCGUGUCCUUCAGCGUGCUCACCUGGGACCAGGUGAGCCGGCUGCACGAAGUCCUGACCGAGGUCGUUCCCGUCCACGGCCGCGGCAACUUCCCGACCCUGGAGCUCACCCUGAAGGACAUCGUCCAGACCGUGCGCGGCCAGCUGGAGGGGGCCGGCAUCAAAGUGCGGGACGUGCGGCUGAACGGCUCGGCCGCGGGCCACGUGCUGGUCAAAGACAACGGCCUGGGCUGUAAAGACCUGGACCUGAUCUUCCACGUGGCGCUGCCCACGGAGGCGGAGUUUCAGCUGGUCCGAGACGUGGUUCUGUGUUCUCUCUUGAACUUCCUGCCGGAGGGAGUGAGCAAGCUCAAAAUCAGCCCGGUCACCCUGAAGGAGGCGUACGUGCAGAAGCUGGUCAAGGUGUGCACGGACAGCGACCGCUGGAGCCUCAUCUCGCUCUCCAACAAGCACGGGAGGAACGUGGAGCUCAAGUUCGUCGACUCCAUCCGGCGCCAGUUCGAGUUCAGCGUGGACUCCUUCCAGAUCAUCCUGGACUCGCUGCUCUUCUUCUACGACUGCUCCAGCAGCCCCGUGUCCGAGCACCUGCACCCCACGGUGAUCGGGGAGAGCGUGUACGGGGACUUCGACGAAGCCUUCGACCACCUGCAGAACAGACUGAUCGCCACCAAGAACCCCGAGGAGAUCCGGGGCGGGGGGCUGCUCAAGUACAGCAACCUCCUGGUGCGGGACUUCAGGCCCACCGACCAGGAGGAGAUCAAGACCCUGGAGCGCUACAUGUGUUCCAGGUUCUUCAUCGACUUCCCGGACAUAUUCGAGCAGCAGCGGAAGCUGGAGACCUACCUUCAGAACCACUUCGCCGAGGAGGAGAAGAGCAAGUACCACUACCUCAUGAUCCUGCGCAGGGUGGUGAACGAGAGCACCGUGUGCCUCAUGGGCCACGAGCGCAGGCAGACCCUGAACCUCAUCUCCCUGCUGGCCUUGCGCGUGCUGGCCGAGCAGAACAUCAUCCCCAACACCGCCAACGUCACCUGUUACUACCAGCCAGCGCCUUACAUCAGCGACGGCAACUUCAACAACUACUACGUCGCCCAGCCUCCGGUCACCUACAGCCAGCCCUACCCCACCUGGCUGCCCUGUAACUAACCUCCAGACCCGGGGGUUCCCACAGCGGGCACCCCGAUAGGGCGGGCGCUCUCAGGUCGGGGAGCCGCCUUCUAGAUGUAGGUGUUUGGCUUUUAAAGGGGAACUCAGCUCUGAUUCUGCUUUUCUUUUUCUUCGUGUGCCCAUCGGAAUGGGUCUACAGUAUCUUGUGAGCCAACCCCGAAGGGACCCAUUACUAGUGCCACUUUGGAAAAUGCUCUAGGAAGUAUCACCUGGCCACAGCUUUCCAAGAUAGACCCUGUCGUGUCACGUCCCAGGCCUCAGCACAGGGGAGUCUGAGCUCCGCGUAGUCGUCGAGCUGGGGAGACGCUGGAGGCGUUUGAGAAGGACGCAGCACUCUCUUCUCACCGGGCCUGCAGUAAGGCUGUGUUGGCCUUUCCCUGGGUUCUCAGCAAUCUUGUGAAAUCUGUGCCGACGGGCUAUUUUCUUGUAUCGAUUUUAGGCAGAAAAUGGCAAAUCCGAGUGUGGGCUUGUGACUUCGUUUUUGGUCAAGGGACUGAAUUGCUUAUGUUUAUUCCCAUCAGCAGAGCUGAGACUUUCUUUAUCAAUACACCAAAGCCAGGAGCUGGAGAACUGAGAUCUGGUUGGAAGUGUUUUGUGGUUUUGAUGCUGUGCUAUCAGGAGGAGUUACGGAAGAUCGCUGA
Messenger RNA from Condylura cristata (star-nosed mole), 1949 nucleotides. It is a transcript of the gene TENT5C, whose product is annotated as family with sequence similarity 46, member C. The coding region runs from base 112 to 1287 and encodes 391 amino acids. Gene Ontology annotation, molecular function: poly(A) RNA polymerase activity; RNA binding. The transcript has 2 exons. The record is from RefSeq and is a predicted model, not a curated record. Gene Ontology annotation, biological process: mRNA stabilization. Lineage: Eukaryota; Metazoa; Chordata; Mammalia; Eulipotyphla; Talpidae.